ACAGGCAUAACGAGUCGGAGUUUUUCGUCAUCGCGAUGUGUCAAACGCGCUACGAUCGUCCACAGUGAUAAAUGCCAGGGUACUUAAGGAAUAACAAAUAACACAAGCAACGUUCGCCGUGUUAACGCGUAAAAUGGCGUGGUUCGGUGAUAGUUUGUCCAGCCUCUCCAGUUUAAAGGGACAGAUCACGAAUUUCACGAAGGAGGUCCUGUCCGACGGUAUCGUUGACGAAAUAGACGAACGAUCAAAGGCAUUGAAGGAGGCGGACGAAAGAUGCAGCCAACUGCAAGAUCUGCUCACCACGAAAGACGCGGAAAUUUCUCUUCUGCGCCGGCAGAAUUGCGAGCUGCAGCGAACCGUCAUCGAGAUAAACGCAAAGUCCAAGGAAUCGAGGGACGCGGGUCAUUCCGAUGAGACCGAAGGGACGAUCUUCUGGGACCCGUCGUGCGUCGACAAUCGCAACGCCAGGAAUCAGAGUCAUGUACGCCAGUUGCAGGAGCAGUUGGCACAAGCCACCGUGAAAGUACGCGAAUUAGAAUGCGAGCUAAAGCACGUUCAGAAGGUGAACAACGCGUCCUUCAAGGAUGAUAUAUCCGACGGACAUCAGAAGGCUGAGGUCGUACGGGCGAAACAAGACAUGCUGAACCGUAUAAUACAAAUGGAAGAAAAGACUCGGGAAGCAGAACGAAACGCUAAACAUAUCCAAUUGGACGAAGCCAGUCUCAUCAACGAUUUUCGUUCGGUAAUAUCGAAAUUGAAUUCACGUGAGAAGUUCGAUUUGGUCAGCGGGGCACUGAAAGCUUUACAAAGCGAAAACGAGACGCAUGAAAAAAUUAAGGAGAAAUCUAACGAGGAACUCGAAAAGGCUGAUGAUUUCGAAUAUAAUCCUUUAGCUCUCAAACAUACAAGUUCGCAACAGGGCAAGCCGCACGAUACGGCUGAAGAACUUUUGAUCGACAAAGAAGAGAUGUUGCAGAAGAGAAUAGAGGAACUCCAAAGUGAAAAUAAAGAUCUUCUGGAUGCUAUGGAAAAAUUGGACGAGGAACAUACGCAGUCGAUUGAAAAACUAUUGUCGCUCAAAGAAGAAAGUAGUAAGAAGCAUCGCUCUCUACAAAAUGCGUACGAACAACUUUCCAUAGAUUACAAUGAGGCCCAGAAAAAAAUUAUCGAAUUGCGAAAUGAUAUGUUGAAAUACGAUGAAAAUACCCGUACAGAAAUAAUUCAUCAGUCUGUUCAGACGGAUAAUGCGGAUAAAUCGGACAAACACGUUCAAAUAACAGUUUCUUCGCAGGAAGUUGACGUGGUAUCAGAAACGAGCGGUCUAGACGAUAUUACCGAGAAAGUUAAAGCUAUUUUAAAGAACUGUACCAUAAGUAGCGUUGAACCGGGAGAAUCGAUCUUUGAAGCUGUCGCGAAACAGUACGUCGAUGCUAAAUGGAAACUAGACGUUUUGGAAAGGAAGGUAACGGAGCUUACUAGAGAUUUGAAGGAAACCGAAGAGAUGAAAGAUGGUCUGCAAAUGGAAUGCGAGGAACUGCAAUCUCACAUUGAUUCGUUAUUAUUAGAGAAAAAUAUGAGAAUGAAAUCGUGUCAGGGUUUAGAUUUGAAUUUGCCAUCUAUUCCUGAGGCAAGCGAAGAACGAGUAGCUUCUCUAGAAAUGGACGUUGAAUCUCUACGGGAAAAAGUAAAACGCCUUUCGGCUGAGAACAAGACGAUACGAGAAACAAAUUCAACUUUGUUCGCUAGACAAAGUAACGAAGUGCCUUUAUCAAACAACGAUAAUUCACAAGUAGAUAAAAAUAGCAGACUGUAUACAUAUGUAGAGGAAAACAAAGAGCUUCCAAUAGUUUUAGAAAAGAGUAAAAGCUCAAACGAAGAUAUGGUAUCGAUCGAGCAAUUGAAAUUCGAUCAUGAAAAGAUGAAAGGAGAAUUAAAGCUAUCGGUAUCCAAAACGAAAUUGUUAGAAACUGAUCUUGCAUCUCUGCGGGAUACUGUAAAUAAAUUGGCAGAAGAAAAUAAAGAUUUGUUACAGAAGAAUGAACACUUUGAGAUGCAAUUAUAUGAUAGGGCUUUGCAAGCACGUGACCUACAAGAAGAAAAUGUUUAUCUGUUGGAAAACUUGCGAGAACGGCUCGACAAAGCCAAUCGUGAAAAAUUAGAUUUGGAAAAUGAUAUUUCACACAAGGAAGAAGAAUUGGACGCGAUGCAUAUUCAAGUUGACAUGAGACAAUCUGAAAUAACAAAAUUGAGUCAUGAUAAUGACAGAUUAAUUAAAGAAAAUAUAUCUCUGUCAGAGCAAUUAACUGCUACGCACGAUGAAUCUUUGGAUAAGAUAGAGUUGUUGAACACAGAAAUGUCGGUGCUUCAGCAAGAGCAUGAAGAUUUGAAACAGGAGGUGUCGAUUUAUAAGGAAGAAUUACCUGUGCUGAAGGAAAAAUUAUGCAAGACGCAGCAACGUAACACAGAACUGGAAAAUAAAUAUUAUGCAUUAAAGAUGCAAAAUGAGGAAUUUGAAUUACAUAAGAAAGAUAUUCAAAGUCAAGCGAUAGAAAUAGAACGACAUGGAAAUGAAUCAAGUCUUAAAGAGCCGUUCACAGACGAAUUGAGCUUGGCACGAAAAUGCGAGCUUUUGGAGCAAGAAGUUGAAAUGCUUCGUAAAGAAACACAGAAAUUUGAAAAAAAUACGACGGAGAUAUCGUCGGCAAACAAAGAUAAAACUAAUAAAGAGGAAGAACUUUUAACUGCUGAAGAUAAUUUAGUUGGAGAAAACACAGGUACAGAAGCAGAAAAGCACGAUUUAAUGACAAAAAAUACGGCUAUGUCUGACGAACGACAAAUGUUUAAAUCAGUUGUCGAUGAAGAAAGGCGAGAAAAAGACGCCGUAAAAGCACAGAACAAAAACUUAAUGGAUGAAAUUAACGAUUUGCGCAGCAAGUUACAAACCGCUUUCGAGAAUAAUAAAGAGUCGGCAGAGAUGGCGAAAAAGACUAUUGAAGAUCUUUCUCAUAUUAUUCAAGAAAAAGACCAAGAGAUAAACACUUUACAAGCUGAGAUAACUCACGCGAAGAAUAUUAUCGCGCAGUCUUUGUACGACCUUGCCGCGAUAAAAAAUCAGAAAAAUGAGGUCGAACAACUCGUUUCUGUUAAACACAAUGAAAGCUUACAAUAUCAAAACGAGAUUCAAAAGUUGAUUCAACUCGUAAACGAACAAGAGAUUCGCAUUCAGGAAUUAAUUUCGGAGCGAGCAGCGAACGAGAUGCGCUACAAGGCGAAUGUAGAAAAUCAACAAAGAGGCCACGAUGGAGUCGAUCAUUCCAAAAAUGCCGAAAUCGUCGCUCUGAAUAAAAAAUGCGACGCCUUAGAAGCUGCUCUGGUGCAAGAACAGUCCAACACUAGACUCCUGCAGAACCAGCUUACUGAAAUUCAAAACAAGGAAGCCAACUCCGCUAAAGAACUAGAGAGACUGAGAACGCACUUGGUCGAAAUGGAAUCGAGUUAUACGGAGGAAGCCUUGAUCGCCGAGAAUAAUCGUCAAGAGUUAGAAGCGAGAUUAUUACAGGCUGAAGAAAAAGUGAAAAGUAGUUCGACCGCCUUCACAUCGGCAAAUAUCAGGGCUAAUCAGCAAGUGGAAACGUUGCAGCAACAAAUAGCUCUGAUUACUCAACAGAGGGAUCAGAUACAGGCAAAAUUAUCCGCCGCGGAGGACAACAUUCAGCUGCAGUCUGCCUCAUUGACUAACUUGCAAAUAGUUUUGGAACAAUUUCAACUAGAUAAAGAACGCGAUGUCAUGGCGGCUACGGAGAGACUUCGAUCUCGACUCACUGAGUCAUAUGAGAAACAAGAUAAAUUAUUAGAUGACAUGUCGAAUCUUCAGCAACAAUUAUAUGAAGCUAGAGAAUACUUGAAAGCUGCCUCUAGACUGAGCGAACAACUCGAGAAGAAGGACGAACAAAUCGAACGACUCAACGAGGAAGUGGCACGAUUGACAGCAUCCUUAAAUUUCGCUGAGCAAAAGAUGAAAGAGGUGGUUGAACAUGACGAGGGAAAAGUCGACAAAAUUCUCGUGAAAAAUCUUCUCUUGGGUUACUUGUCUUCGGCCACGUCGGACAAGUCUUCGAUCCUCAGGGUCUUUGCCAACGUCUUGGACUUCACCGAGUCGGAGAAGGAUAAGACUGGCUUGAACAGCGUGACGGCGCACGGCAAUCAAACCAGCAAAAAUAGUGGCGUGUCUUUAAAAGAUCAGGAAGCAUCCUUAUCAACGGCCUUCGUGAGAUUUCUAGAAAGCGAAUCCAAGCCGAAGCCUCAGUUACCAGCUUUGCCGAUCAUGAAUUCACCGUCAUCGCGACCAGGACAUAACAAACAGCAGUCGUCAUCGUCAUCAUCGCCAUCGACGCAAUCUACACUAUUGUUGUCCAACGUCGCUCUUCCAACAUUCCCAGACUUUAUUCCAGCCAGAAAUACGGGAUCUAUUUUGAAGGAGGUGCUGAAGGACAGUUGAUAUUAAGGGCAAGGGCAUUGUAUUAAAUUAAACAUUGUACAAAUAACGUUAGAAAUUAUAAUACAUUCGAUUGCAUUUUAUAUCAA
Messenger RNA from Temnothorax curvispinosus, 4584 nucleotides. It is a transcript of the gene Gmap, whose product is annotated as thyroid receptor-interacting protein 11. Gene Ontology annotation, biological process: endoplasmic reticulum to Golgi vesicle-mediated transport; Golgi organization. The transcript has 13 exons. Gene Ontology annotation, molecular function: small GTPase binding. Gene Ontology annotation, cellular component: Golgi apparatus. The record is from RefSeq and is a predicted model, not a curated record. The coding region runs from base 134 to 4498 and encodes 1454 amino acids. Lineage: Eukaryota; Metazoa; Arthropoda; Insecta; Hymenoptera; Formicidae.